UACGUUUCGUUAUUUACUUACGAUCAUUUUGUUUUUAGUUUUCAUGCGGAGUUUCCGUACAAGUGACGUGAAAUGAUUAUUUUCAGUGGUUUUUGAGACGAGUGUUAUUAAUUUUAUGUGUCUAUCGACUUCUAUGGAAAGGAAGUGUCAGAACGUGCUGAUAAAACGUUUUUUUUACUCAGUGCCUGUUAUAUUUUGGAAAGAAGCUCCCCGUUGGAAGCGACACCAGAAGUGAGUAGUGAGGUUCUGUCUGCGUAAACGCCGGCAUAAACAGCUGCCCGCCCGCAUAGGAUGAGAGAAACUGACCCCGGUGUCAAGAAAACUCACAACUGUGAUGUAACAAGUGACCACCAACUAAACGGACUAGGUUCCAAAACUGUUGACCUCGGCGUCGUGCCUUCGCUCAAGUCACCAGCAAAACUCGACCCGGAAAAGGGAUCGAAUUCAGAAAAGGCUGACUUUGAACGGGCCAUCGAACUAACGGGCUAUGGCCGCUUCCACUACAUGCUGCUCGCCGUUUGCGGCCUCGUCAGCACAUCCGAGGAGAUGGAUGUCAUCUCUAUGUCUUUCAUCCUACCUUCAGCGCAGUGCGACCUAGAGCUCACCACACAAACUAAAGGAUGGCUGAACAGCAUUAUAUUCAUCGGUAUGAUGGUGGGAGCGUACGCCUGGGGCUCCGUUGCGGACUCGCUUGGUCGCAAGCGUGUCCUGAUAGCGAUCAGUAUCGUGAACGCGUUAGCUAUCGUCGCCUCUUCCUUCAGUCAGAACUAUGAACUCUUUAUGCUAUUCCGAUUUAUUAAUGGCGCUGCGUUGGGUGGGUCAGGUCCCGUUAUCUGGUCCUACUUCGCAGAGUUCCAGCCGAAGAAGAGGAGAGGUGCUAUGCUGAGUUUUAUGGCUGCUUUCUGGACUUUGGGCAACUUGUUCGUGGCCGGGCUAGCUUGGGUUAUCAUUCCCAGUGAAAUCGGAGGUGCGUACGGUGGUUUCGUUUACAACUCAUGGCGGAUUUUCUUAUUGGUUAUGUCAAUUCCAUCAUUUCUCGUCGCCGCUCUACUCUUCCUUCUACCCGAAUCACCAAAGUUCCUCAUAACGACCGGACGCCACGACAAAGCAUUGGAAGUCUUCAAAGGCAUAUACAUGAUGAACACUGGAAAGGACAAGGAAUUGUAUCCAGUGAAGCAGAUACUCGUCGACGAUCCCAUACACGUGAGGCCAGAGAAGCAAGUCGAUCUUGAAACCAAAGAACAGAAAUCCAAGCUGAGAAGAAUGUUGAGCGAUAUCGUUGAACACAGCAAGGAACUGUUCGUACCACCGAUAUUAAAAUUCACUGCGAUCUCAAUUACAAUCAACUUCACAUUCCAUAUUGGUUACUACGGUCUCAUGAUGUGGUUCCCCGAGAUGUUCAAUCGUUUCGACGAGUGGUCCCGAACCCACGACAACGCGGAGGCCGACAUCUGUCAGGUCACCGCGUAUGUAACGAGACAAGGCUCGCACUCGGACGAGGCGAUGUGCGAUUCACAUAUACGCGGCGAUGUGUUCAUGGACUCAUUGAUAACUGUGGCUGCGGCGCUACCAUCUAAUAUAUUUGCCGUGCUUGGGAUGGAUAAAUUGGGAAGAAAAUUUUUCUUAGUGUUUGCAACAUUCUCCGCGGGUCUAUGUUCGGGUGCUAUGUACUUCGUGUACAACAAGACCAACAACCUCAUAGUGAGCGCCGUCUUCAGUUCAGUCAUUUCGUGCGGAAACGCCUCGCUUGACUGUCUCAUCACCGAAGUCUUCCCAACUAAUUUACGUGCGACGGGCGUGGCGAUAUCUAUGGUGGCAGCUCGUCUGGGCGGUAUCAUAGGUAACGUCGUGAUAGCGGCGUUGUUAGACUCCUACUGUCCCGCGCCCACCUUCAUAGUGGCAGUGCUCCUGGCCGGGGGCGGUCUCAUGUGUAUCUUCCUACCGAACACAACUAGAACAGCUUUGAAAUAACAUUCAAACAUCAAACAUAUAUGACAGUUUGUCAAUUAUAUAUUUUUAAAUAAUCAUCUGUCAAAAUUACGUUUCGUAUUUACAGUGAUUCAUUUGUUCCAAAGAUUGUUGUUUUUAAAAAACAAGUUUUGUUACUUUAUUAAAAUUGAUAUAUUCAAGCUGCUAGGUAGAUAGGAUGUUAAGAAUUAAGUGAUGAUCAUCAUAAGUUUCAAAUGAUCCCUGAUGUAGAUAGUUAUCAUAAAUUUGUACAAUAAAGUAGUUUAUAAAUGAAUUUUUAUUUAUAUUACAAACUAACACUUCUGCAUAUCAACAUUAAAAAACAUUUUUCAUCAAAUGCGUUUUGUUUAUACAUUUUAUUAAAAGUAUGUUAGGUUAUCAUUAGUUUGUAUACCACACAAAAUGUUUACGAAUUUAUCAUUAAUGUAGUUUAUAUUAGAUAUAACGUAGUAUCUGACGUAAAUAUACUGGAAGUUUCCUUUACCUUUAAAAUACAGUAUUCAAUAUUACUUUAAUAUAAAUUUGUCAACAACAUUAAUAGUGAUUGAGAAGCUUCGUCAACAAAGAUCGCAGGUUCGAUCGCAGUUUAUAUAUUUUGACAGUUCAAAUGUGUUUAUACUCUGUUACCAACUUCAUUUAUCUGUUAUUACAUUUGAACAUACACGGACGUCAAAAAUCGAAACAAAUUUAUAUUAUGUAUUACUUAAGAUACUACUAAGAAAUAAAAGUGAUGAAAUCUUGAAUAAA
Molecule: messenger RNA, 2715 nt
Organism: Danaus plexippus (monarch butterfly)
Lineage: Eukaryota; Metazoa; Arthropoda; Insecta; Lepidoptera; Nymphalidae
Product: synaptic vesicle glycoprotein 2C-like
Exons: 11
Coding region: 292-1971 (559 amino acids)
Biological process (GO): transmembrane transport
Cellular component (GO): membrane
Molecular function (GO): transmembrane transporter activity
Source: RefSeq, a predicted model, not a curated record